AUGUUUGCCAGCAGUAGUCAUUUGAAAUUUUGGACCUUUAGUGGAGAAGCUGAAUUACAAACUCUUCGUUCUGAAACCAGUCAGAAGUAUUUAAAUCAACAUGCUAUUCAUUUGUCUGGUACAGCUUUAGUUUUUUUCAAAAGAUUUUAUCUUAACAAUUCUGUAAUGGAUUACCAUCCUAGAGACUUAAUGCUAACAUGUAUUUAUCUAUCAUGUAAAGUAGAAGAAUUCUAUGUACCUAUCGGACAGUUUGUGAAGAAUUUAAAAGGAGAUAGGGAGAAAUUUGCUGAUAUUAUUUUAGGGUUUGAGUUAUUAUUAAUGCAGAAAGUACAUUAUCAUCUUACUAUUCACAAUCCAUUUCGGGCUUUAGAGGGUUUAUUUAUAGAUCUGAAGACUAGAAAUAAAGAAAUUGAUGCUGAGAAAUUAAGGAAGUAUGGUGAAGAGUUUUUAGAUCAAUCACUAGGUACUGAUGCUAGUUUAAUCUUCUCUCCAUCACAGAUAGCAUUAUCUGCCCUGUUAGCCAGUUCUUCUAAGGAGGGGUGUAACCUAGACAGUUAUGUUACUGAUAAGUUGCUAAAAGGAGCAUCUGAAGCAGAUCUUCAAAAAACCAUUCUUCAAGUUAAAAGAAUUCGCUAUAUGGUAAAAAAUCAAGAACCUUUACACAAACAAACCAUACAACAAAUACAGAAGAAAUUAGAAAAAUGUAGAAAUCAAGAAAAUAAUCCAGAGAGUGAAGUGUAA
Molecule: messenger RNA, 741 nt
Organism: Lottia gigantea (owl limpet)
Lineage: Eukaryota; Metazoa; Mollusca; Gastropoda; Lottiidae
Exons: 7
Coding region: 1-741 (246 amino acids)
Biological process (GO): regulation of cyclin-dependent protein serine/threonine kinase activity; regulation of transcription by RNA polymerase II
Cellular component (GO): nucleus; transcription factor TFIIK complex
Molecular function (GO): cyclin-dependent protein serine/threonine kinase regulator activity
Source: RefSeq, a predicted model, not a curated record